AUGGACCUAGCCGCGCUCGCGCCGUCCGCGCGGCCGCUGGGGAUGCACUCUGCCAACGCGGUGGGGAUAACCCUCUCAAUCCCGCCGUUCACGCUAUCACUCACCCAAUCCCCCUCUCUCCUACGCUCCAACGCCACACAAGGCACAACCGGCGCAGUGCUCUGGUCCAUAACCCCGCACCUCGCGCGGUACCUACUCUCGCCGGGCAGCCCGUUCACCCUACUCCUCACGCCCAGCAGCACAGUCCUCGAGCUCGGCUGCGGCGUCGCCGCCGUGCUCGCCGCGACGGUCGGCACCCGCGUAGCAGCGUACUACCAGAGCGACCUGCCCAGCAUGACAAAGCUCGCCGCGCAAAAUCUUGCCGCAAACCUUCCCCCUCCCCCGAGACGAAAGCAGCAGGGCUAUCGCCCGCCGAACGUGGUCACUAUCGAUGUGGAUUGGGAGAACACGGAGCUGCCCUCACAUCCUGCACUCCGCAAGAUGGGUGGGCCGCUGGAUCUGGUGAUCGCGAGCGACUGCGUGUAUAACGAGGGCCUCGUCCCCGCGUUUGUCGAUACGCUUGUGGCGGCGUGUCGGCUGCAUCGUGGCGAGGGCGAGGACGACGGCGAGGGGGAGGGGGAGGGGGAGGGGAACAGAGGGAGGACGCUGGUACUGGUCGCCCAGGAGACGAGGAGUCCGGAUGUUAUGGAGUGCUUUUUGAUAGAGUUCAUGCGCAGGUUUGUGGUCUAUAGGGUCCCCGAUGAUAGGUUGAGUGAGGAGCUAGGGGGCGAGAGGGGAAUCUGGAUGAAUAACUCAUUAUCCACCAAAACCGGCGGGAAGAAUUGGAAUCUCGAGUGA
This is a messenger RNA of Tricharina praecox, 837 nucleotides long. RefSeq lists its product as uncharacterized. Lineage: Eukaryota; Fungi; Ascomycota; Pezizomycetes; Pezizales; Pyronemataceae. The record is from RefSeq and is a predicted model, not a curated record. The transcript has 2 exons. Bases 1 to 837 code for a protein of 278 amino acids.